AUGGCCGACUCCAACUCCAAGCUGCGCAAACGCUCUCGCGCGGCCUGUCUUUUAUGCCAGUCACGGAAGAGAAAAUGCUCAGGCGAUCGGCCAUGCACAACUUGCACUCAGCUUGACACCCCAUGCCAAUUUAACCCCACACCCCGCAAGAAGCACAGUAGCGCGUAUCGGACCAGUCUGUCUGCGCCGGAGGAGCGACAGCAGCAACCUGAGAGCUGGCCAAAGACACGGACACGGCCCGAUCCUGCGAGUAUUGGAGCUGGUACUUCGGAUAGCGCCAUAUCACCCGCCUCCUACACUCAUCUCAAUGGCCCCCAGUCUAAUGACUCCCGACCGGAUGACCUCAAACCCCAACCUGCCAGUCAGUCCUUAGAGGCAAACUCCGGGGCUUCAUUUGUCCGCAAGCUUGGGCUGCGUAUAGAUCCUGCUCGUGCACCGCGACUCCAUCUAUUUGCAUGGAAUGUCGGCGAGAGAAAGAAAUCGCCGGAUCACGCAUUGUCCGGGACGGCGGCGUCAAUCACCAAAAUCCUGUCACAGGCCCAGAUGCUGGGGUUGGCAGCUAUUUACUUUGAAAAAGUCCACCCGUGCUAUGCAUUUCUGAACAGAGAGACCUUGCUAUCACGUAUAGUGCGGCAUUGGGCAAAUAAAACAUCCGCGGAAUCAGAUCCGGCCUUUGAAACUGUGCUCUGUGGCAUUGCAGCCCUCGCCUAUCUCUUCUCACAGCGCGAGAUUAUGGAUAUUGAGAUCAAACUCGCUGAAGACGCACGUCUUUUUCUUGAAAAGUCCGUCCUAUGCGGCAAACCACCUUCAAUCGACACAAUAACAGCCUGGGUCCUACGCACAGCCUACCUCCGAAUGACAGCCUCCCCACAUGCUGCAUGGAUGGCUAGUUGCACAUUGAUGCAUCUAAUCGAAGCAGCAGGCUUACACCUCGAAGCCUCAGACCUAGAGACGACCACGGAACUUGGAACUUCAUCCACCGGAAACCACACUAACCAGAACAGCAUCUACACAUCACCCAAUUCCGACCUCGACACUCGUCGACGCCUCUUCGGCAUGGCACGCCACCUAAACACCUGGAUCUCCUUCGACCUAGGCCGUUCUCGCGUUGUCCUCCACGGCGCCACAUCCCAGCCCCCAACCCAAGCACAAACAUCGUCAGGAGCAGGAACAGACCUCUUCCACCUCCUCCCACUCUCCGAGUCCCUAGACCCAACAGGCCCCUCACCACAAGAUCUCCCCGAACUCGAAAAAGCCCUAACCUCCGUCCUGAGCCCUAUCUACACCGAACCAUCCCUAAUCCUAGUUCAAUGCAAUCUAAUGCUCUGCAUCUACCGGCGCGCCAGAGCCCUCAACCCCUACGCUCCCCUCCGCGCAGAUCUACAAGACCGCAUCCUCGCCCUCGCGAGUCGCGCGCUCACUGCAGCACGGAAAAUGGUCGCCGCCUCGUGCCCCUGGCAUCAGGUUGCCAAUGUUCCGUUCCAGGUCGUCUGCACGCUUUUGGCGAUUGAUAAUCGCGCGGCGUUGGGGUUGCUGUCGGAUGCGAUGAUGACGUUGAGGGAGGUUCAGGCUGCGUAUGAUACGGGUGUUAUGCGCGAAGCUUAUUCGACGGCUUAUUUGCUUGUUGCGUUGCAUCAGCGUAGAAAGGAGGAUGAUACGAGGGCGUUGGCGGAGGUUUUGAGGGCUAAUGCCUCUGCUGCUGGGGAUGUGUCGGGCACUGCUGGUUAUGGGGUUGGAGGUGGGAUUGGCUAUGAUGCUACGAAUGGCCAUGGUAACACCCAUGCGAGGGGUAAUACGCUGGCUGGGGCUUCGUUACAGCAGGAUGUGCGUCCGGAAGGACAAAUUACACAGCAGAUACAGCUUCAGCAGGAUGCGGCGGAUGCGGACCUUUCUUGGUUGGGCGAUUUGAUGAUUGACAUGCCUUCCUUACAGAACUUUGAUUUGGAACAGUUCCUCGGGACUACUGUGCCGUGGCCGCUUCCUGAGAUGGGGAUUUAG
Molecule: messenger RNA, 1998 nt
Organism: Penicillium waksmanii
Lineage: Eukaryota; Fungi; Ascomycota; Eurotiomycetes; Eurotiales; Aspergillaceae
Product: putative C6 transcription factor
Exons: 1
Coding region: 1-1998 (665 amino acids)
Biological process (GO): response to xenobiotic stimulus; regulation of DNA-templated transcription; DNA-templated transcription
Molecular function (GO): zinc ion binding; DNA-binding transcription factor activity, RNA polymerase II-specific; DNA binding
Source: RefSeq, a predicted model, not a curated record